This is a messenger RNA of Microdochium trichocladiopsis, 1320 nucleotides long. RefSeq lists its product as uncharacterized. The transcript has 4 exons. The record is from RefSeq and is a predicted model, not a curated record. Lineage: Eukaryota; Fungi; Ascomycota; Sordariomycetes; Xylariales; Microdochiaceae. Bases 1 to 1149 code for a protein of 382 amino acids.
AUGAGAUCGGCACGACCUUGUGACGAAACACAUGCUCAAUGUCAAGCACAAGGACAGUCAACGAUGCGCGCCACCAUUGAGUCAGCAAGAUCGAAAAGCUCUACGGCAAGGGCCACGACCGGCAUAAAUACCUGGGUUUGCCCCCGUCGAACCGUGUCGUCUUUCCUGAUGGACACAACAACCAAGCACCCAAACACAGAAACGCUCUUACUCCCAAAUCCCCUUCAACUCUCCACCCCUCCACAUCAUCUUACCAGAGGCUCGCCAGUCCUCCCAAACCCCCAGUCCCAGUCCCAGUUCCCAUCCGUCUUCAUCAACGACAACUUUCAGACCAGGCCACGCGCCUGUCGCUCGUCACUACUCGACAAGGUCCAUCCAAGCCCAACCGUCAUCGGAUCAAAGAAGAGUCUCGAGCGGCAAGUGAGCAAGCCGUCUAUUGCAGAAUAUGCUACCCUUCGUAUUGCCAAGCACUAUGAAGGCGUCAAGGAUAGAGAGGAAAAGAUACGAUCUGCCGAAGGGCAGCUCAGCCUCCUAGAUUCGCACCUCAUGAAACUCAGGGCUCGCGCCUACGAGCACUCUCGUCGGGAAUAUGAGGAUGCACUCGAGGUCUGGAAUCGUUUUGGCAGGCUCCUCAAUAACGACUUUCUCACGGACCCUUCAUACAUCCCAGAAACCUAUGUCUCCGUCGGCCUCGGCUCCUCCUAUAAGCUUACCUCUUCGCGUCCGUCCCUCACGCCGCUAAGGUUCAUAGGGAGCACCAUCCCCAACGAGGGAACAGUCAAGGCUGUCCUGACCAAUGCAUCGCUCUCCAUGGAACCCCCGUGGCUGCCGCAAGUCUGUCAAAGCUCUUUGGCUGGACUCCGGAGAUCAUCGUUCACGGAAGCCGCUCGUUUCACGGAAGCCGCUCGUUUCACGGAAGCCGCUCGUUUCACGGAAGCCGCUCGUUUCACGGAAGCCGCUCGUUUCACGGAAGCCGCUCGUUUCACGGAAGCCGCUCGUUUCACGGAAGCCAGUCAGCUUGUUGCCUGGAAUUGCAGGCAGUAUGCCUGGCACCGCUGCUGUCGGCGGCCCAAAGAGAUUCAGAGAUUCAGAGAUUCAGAGAUUCAGAGAUUCAGAGGUUCAGGGGUUCAGAGGCUUAGAGGUGUAUAGUGGCAAUUCUUCUCCCUGCAGCGAGCGCCAAUGUGUCACAGGAUCCAGUGGGCAACACAGCCACAACCCAAGCACAUCCACUCAUCAAUCAUCCAACUCCAUGUGUAGACUCCUCCAGCUUCACAAAACACACAAGAGUCAGCAAACACAUGUCACUUUUCAUUCUUCCAA